UCCUACUUCUGCACCCCUAAGUUUCUACCUCCGUAUCUAGCUGCUUCAGUUGAUGACAAGUCUGAAGGACGGUAUCACCUGGAGGAGGGCAGCCAUUGUGUAGCUCUUGAUUUCCGGAAGAGGAAGGGCUUCGGAGUAAGACCCAAUUCUGCUUCGUAAGCAAUACGAAGGCCCAAGAGAGAAAGAAAAGAACAAUGGAUGAGCACAUGGCUUCCAACAUGUCCUCCGAGAUGCUUCCUUUGACAAGAAAUGUCACCGAGAACCUUCAAGAAGCCACCACUGCCUAUGACUACGACUAUGGCGAACCUUGUGACAAAGUCCACGUGAGGCAGAUCGGAGCUCAGCUCCUCCCUCCUCUCUACUCCCUGGUGUUCGUGUGCGGGUUCGUGGGUAACACCCUGGUGGUCCUCACCCUGAUCUACUGCAAGAAGCUUCGGAGCAUGACGGACAUUUACCUGCUCAACUUGGCCGUCUCCGACCUCCUCUUCCUCCUCACGCUACCUUUUUGGGCUCACUACGCCUCCAACCCGUGGAUCUUUGGGGGUGUCCUCUGUAAGUUCCUCACAGGGAUGUACUACGCUGGUUACUUCGGGGGCAUCUUCUUCAUCAUCCUCCUCACCAUCGAUCGGUAUUUAGCCAUCGUCCACGCUGUGUUGGCUUUAAAAGCAAGGACGGUCACCUUCGGGGUGGCCACCAGCGCGGUGACAUGGAUCCUUGUCUUGUUGGCUUCUCUGCCUGGGAUCAGCUUCACGAAAUCCCAGAAGGAAGAGACCGGUGACACCUGCGGCCCGUAUUUCCCAAUAGCAUGGAAGAACUUCCACACCAUCCUGAGGAACAUCCUGAGUCUGAUCUUACCCCUGCUGGUCAUGGUGAUCUGCUACUCCAGCAUCCUGCACACCCUGCUCCGGUGUCGGAAUGAGAAGAAGAGACACAGGGCCGUGAGGCUCAUUUUUGUCAUCAUGAUCGUCUACUUCCUCUUCUGGGCUCCCUAUAACCUCGUCCUGCUCCUGACCACUUUCCAGGAAUUCUUCGGCCUGAGUAACUGCAAGUCGGCCAGUCACCUAGACCAAGCCAUGCAGGUGACCGAGACGCUGGGCAUGACCCACUGUUGCAUCAAUCCCAUUAUCUACGCCUUCGUCGGGGAGAAGUUCCGGAGGUAUCUGAUCACCUUCUUCCGAAGACACAUUGCCAAACGUCUCUGCAAACAGUGCCCGGUGUUCUACCGUGAGGCAGCCGAUCGAGCGAGCUCGGCCUAUACCCCUUCUACCGCGGAGCAGGAAGUGUCUGCAGGUUUGUAAAAAUGAAGAUGACUCACGCCUGUCCAUCCUCAGCUACUCGUGGAGGCCGAGAUCUGAGGAUUGCAGGUGAAGGCCAGUCCUG
Messenger RNA from Dipodomys ordii (Ord's kangaroo rat), 1380 nucleotides. RefSeq names its product chemokine (C-C motif) receptor 2 (gene Ccr2). Lineage: Eukaryota; Metazoa; Chordata; Mammalia; Rodentia; Heteromyidae. Gene Ontology annotation, molecular function: C-C chemokine receptor activity. Gene Ontology annotation, cellular component: membrane; cytoplasm. The transcript has 3 exons. The record is from RefSeq and is a predicted model, not a curated record. The coding region runs from base 195 to 1298 and encodes 367 amino acids. Gene Ontology annotation, biological process: blood vessel remodeling; positive regulation of monocyte chemotaxis; inflammatory response.